Messenger RNA from Anopheles marshallii, 2967 nucleotides. It is a transcript of the gene sog, whose product is annotated as dorsal-ventral patterning protein Sog. The transcript is spliced from 7 exons. The record is from RefSeq and is a predicted model, not a curated record. Gene Ontology annotation, biological process: multicellular organism development. Gene Ontology annotation, molecular function: protein binding. Lineage: Eukaryota; Metazoa; Arthropoda; Insecta; Diptera; Culicidae. The coding region runs from base 1 to 2967 and encodes 988 amino acids.
AUGGCUAAAUUUAUCGCGACACUUUGUCUCCUGUGGCUGUCGGUGCUGAUGCUGAUCGGGUUCGCAUCCCGACCGGUCACAGCCCGUCGGCAUCCGCUGCUGAUCGAGGACGAGGGAGCCCGCCGUAACCGGCCCGCAGAGUGCCAGUUUGGGAAGACCAUACGCGAGCUGCAUACGACCUGGUUUGCCGAUCUGGGCCCCCCGUUCGGCGUCAUGUACUGCAUCAUGUGCGAGUGUGUACCGUUCCAGAAGAAGCGUCGCGUCGUGGGCCGUGUCCAGUGUCGCAACAUCAAGAACGAAUGCCCGAAGCCGACCUGCGACGAUCCGAUCCUGCUGCCGGGAAGAUGCUGCAAGACCUGUCCGGGAGAUGCUCAGAGUCCUGACGUGGUGCAAGAUCUUCCCCAGGCGACGAUGCCCGAAGAGGAGGAGCGCAGCAAACACUUUGCGGCCCUGCUGACCGGGCGGACCUCGGCGCUGCUGAAGAAGGACGACAUGGGCACGAUGUACUCGACGCUCAACCCGCAGAACGUGGUCGCUACCGGGCGGUUUUCGUUCCACAAGAAGAACCUGUACUACAGCUUCUACGUGUCGGAGCGUGCCGCCCGCCCGAGGUCGAUACAGUUCGUGCACGCGAACGGCAACAUACUGGAGGAGCACACGCUGACGCUGCCGUCGGAGGAGGGCCGCCUGAGCGCGUACCAGAACGGCACCGGCAAGGUGUGCGGUGUGUGGCGGCGCGUACCGCGGGAGUACCGGCGGCUGCUGCGGGACGAGCUCGUGAGCGUGGUGCUGCUGUGGGGCAGCAAGCACCAAGCCGAGCUGGCCAUCGCCGGUCCGAUCGCGAAAUAUUCCGCCCUGGCGCACGAGCUCUUCAGCGCGCUGCUGGAACCGGCCGCCCAGCCGGACGUGAUGAGCGGCGCGGGCGGGACGGCGAUCGUGUCGACGAGCAGCGGCGUCACCUCCUCCAUCCAUCUGACGAUCGUGCUGAACGGGCUGUUCGCGCCCGAGGACGUCAGCGACGUGCCGCUGAACGUGCGGCUCGAGUCGCUCGACAAGCGGCAGCUGAUACUGGAGGACGUCCAGCGCGUCCGGAAGCCGGCCCACGACAUCAACGUGCUGGAGGUGUCGUCGCCGGUGUCGGUGAGCGAUCUGCGGCUCCUCACGCGCGGCAAGCUCACGCUGACGGUGGAGUCGCGCCGGAAUCCCGACCUGCUGCGGCUGCACGGCCCGGUCCGGGGUCGCGUCGCGUGCGAAGUCUUCCAGACACUGCUCAGCUCGCACGGCGUCGACGUGCGGAGCGAUGCGAGUGGGCUCGCCUGGAUGUACCAGAACCGGGAGGGUUCGCUGGUGUACCACGUGCAGACGCAUCGCCUGCACGGCCAGCCGGGCACGGCCAGCCCCGUGCUGACGCUGAUCGACGACAGUGCCAAGCGCAAGCCGGAGCUCGAAACGCUGGCCCGGGCGUUCGCCGGCGAGCAUGCGGCCGGCGUUAUCGACCGGAUGGGGCCGCGCGUACUGGAACCGCUCUACGCCGGCGAGCUGGCCAUACACGUAACGAACGACCAGAAUCUCACCCUGCUGCACGGCAAGUUCGUGACGCGCCAGGUCGCGGACGCCCGGGACUCGGGGGCGCCGGUGCUGCUGCGCCGCGCCGCCGACCUGCCGCCCCUCACGCACGCGGUCGGCAUGGCCUGGAUGGCGGUGGACAACGAGUGUUUCCUGCAUUACGACCUGGCGCUGGCCGGCGUGCCGGGUGCGUUCCAUCCGCUGCAGCUGUACAUGGAGGAGCUGCCGCUGGAGGCACCGAACGCCCCGGUCAGCCGCCGGCUGCUGGAAGAGUUCGGCGGCAACCAGCUGGAGGGGUUCCAGCUCGGGCUGUCGCCCCGCGAGCUGGCCAAGCUCGAGACGAGCGUUAUCUAUCUGGAGGUGCGGUCGAACAGUACCGCCGAGCCGCUGCUGCGGGCCCGCGUCCACGCACCGACCCGCGUCCCGACCCACUGUACCGGGGGGCUGGACAACGAGGUGCAGCAGGAUCCGUUCGCCGCGAACGAUGUGCCGGUAACGGCCAACGAGAAGUGCUUCCAUUCCGGCCGCUUCUACGACGAGGGUGAAACGUGGCGCAGUGCGGUGGAGGCGUGUACCAUGUGCUCCUGUGACCACCAGCAGUACAAGUGCGAGAAGAUGAAGUGCCCGCAGCUGCGAUGCCGCAAGGAGGACAUUGUGCAGAAGAAGGGUGAAUGUUGCCCGUCCUGUGCUGCUCCAAAGACCGCCGCAGGCAAUGGACUUCCCGCACCACCGGUCACUACCGUCAGCAGUGGUAGCACUAGCGCCCAGCGUGGUUGCAACCUCGGCGAGGCGUUCCACGAGGCCGGCACCACCUGGCAUCCGUAUCUGCACCCGAGCGGCUACGAUACCUGCACCAUCUGCACGUGCGAGCUGUUCACGCUGCAGGUGAAGUGUGCCCGGGCCCAGUGUCCGCCGCUGCCGUGCAGCGACAAGGUCGCGUACCGUCCGGACAAGAAGGCGUGCUGCAAGGUGUGCCCGCAGGUGAAGGAACCGAAGGUACCGAAGAAGGUCGGCCGGCAGGAUGUGCAGUACGAUGAGGCGGGCAGUGCGGUCGGUACGCUGCGCUCACCGCAGGCCAUCCUGGCCGCCGGUGGUUGCCGGUACGAGGAGAACAUCUACGAGAACGGCCAAGAGUAUCACCCCAUUCUGGCGACGCACGGCGAGGAGAAGUGCAUCAAGUGUCGCUGCAAGGACGGACAGCUAAACUGUAGUCGCAAACGGUGCAACCGAGCAAUGUGCAACCGACAGAAUGUGAAGCGCUCCGGCCAGCAACAGCAUCAGCAACAGCCAGUCGAUGAGUGUUGCCAGUGUCGACCUGCGCGCCAUCACCGAAAACGACAGCAGCAACAGCAGCAGCAUCAGCAGCAGCAGCAGCAACAACAGCAGAGUGUUAAGAGUUGA